AUGGUUGAAUUGGUUGAAGAUAGAUCCAUGCGUUGUGAGAAGAAAAUAGAACCAAAGGUGAUGUUUGCAACAGUGCCUCGGUGUUUGUUAUCAUCGCUAAGGUUUGUGGAAAUGACACGUUCGAUCUCAGAGUGUAAAGGAGAAAUGGAGCUGAUAAGAUACUUCAUGAAGAACUCAACAACCCUGGAGAAACUAGAGCUUGAUCUGUACUAUACGACGAAUAGAGCAUAA
This is a messenger RNA of Thlaspi arvense, 231 nucleotides long. The record is from the annotation of a GenBank genome assembly. NCBI's taxonomy places the organism in Eukaryota, Viridiplantae, Streptophyta, Magnoliopsida, Brassicales, Brassicaceae.